Schistosoma guineensis is the source of this 807-nucleotide messenger RNA. The record is from the annotation of a GenBank genome assembly. NCBI's taxonomy places the organism in Eukaryota, Metazoa, Platyhelminthes, Trematoda, Strigeidida, Schistosomatidae.
AAUCCAGUCGACCACCAGAAGAAAUAGAAAGAGCGAAAGUAAGUUGUUUUGUCUGACACCAGUCCUCUCUUGGAAUGCGCCUAUCAGCUGACAUCCAUGCAGCACUUUGAAGUAAUUUCUGUCUUAUGAAUUGUGUGAUAUUGACAAUCUCUUCAGGUACACCAUAGUGUUAAAGACAAAUGCUUUCUCAAAAUCAAGGAAUUUGAUGUAUAAUGACGCGUUUCAUCCAAUUAAUUGCUCAACAAUGAUUCGUAGUAUCGCGAUGAGGUCGGUGCACAAGCGAUCCUUACGAAAUCCAGCCUGCAGAUCUCGAAGUUGGGCGUCUACUGAAUCUUCCAUCCGAUUUGACAACGAUUUGUUUAAAACCUUCUCCUGUUCCUGAUAGUAGUGUGAUGUCUGUAGUCCUCACACUUGCUCAGAUCGCCUUUCUUUGGUAUCUUGAUGAGAUGUCCUUCCUCCCAAAUUUCCCUGAAUGGAACAUGGAGUAUCUUUGCAGUUGCCUGUAUGCCUGACUUCAGUGCUUCGGCUGGUACAUUGUCAGGUCCUGCUGUUCUUCUACUCAUGAUUUGUCUAGUGGCCAUGCUGAUUUCUUCGAUCGUUGGUGAAGUGACAGGUAUGGGAAGGUUUGUAGGUGCUGCCCCGAUGUCCGAUGGGUUUAGUGGAGCUGGUCUACUCAAGAGUUCUUCAGUGUUCUAUUCACCUGUUCCUCUGUUCUUGAAUCUUAGUGAUUGGCUUGCCUUCUUUGUCCUUGACCGGUCUCUCUAGUUUGCUAUAUAUCCCUGCUUGUUUUUUCGUUGUAUCAUAUCG